GCGGCCGGUCGGAGCGCUGAGGCCGGCGUCCAGGAGAGGAGGUCCACGCCGGGGCUCCGAAGGCCUUCGCAAGGCGGCGGGAUCUCCUAGCGGGUCCCUGUUCGAGGAGCGCUCGUCUGUGGGAGCCAGCCUCGCGGAGGCCGGCGGGGGCCAGAGGACCAGGGAGUGUCCCUCGUGGACGCCCGGGGGUGCCCCGCCGGCGGAGGCCCGUGCGGAGCAGAGCGGCGGCCUUGGGAAGCUCUGUCAGGAGCCACAGAAUGGGGGAGCUAGAAGGAACAUACAGAGUUCUGCAGACUGCUGGAACACGCUUGGGCGCCCAGACCCUCGUGGGAGUUAGCACCCUUGAGCCUGGGCAGAGGCUCUCACCCAGAAUGCUGGAGAAGUGCCUGCACAUCAGAGUGGAGCUGCUGGACAACACCGUGGAAGUAUUCGACAUUGAGCCUAAAAGUGAUGCCCAGGUGUUAUUGACACAAGUGUGGAAGCGUUUGAAUCUGAUAGAAUGUGACUACUUUGGCCUGGAAUUUCAAAGCAUCCACUCCUACUGGGUUUGGCUUGAGCCUAUGAAGCCCAUCAUUAGGCAAGUACGAAGGCCAAAGAAUGCAAUGCUUCGCCUAGCUGUAAAAUUUUUCCCACCUGAUCCUGGUCAGUUGCAAGAAGAAUAUACAAGAUAUUUGUUUGCCUUGCAACUUAAGAGAGACCUGCUGGAAGAGCGUUUGACCUGCGCCGACACCACAGCAGCCCUCCUCAUGUCCCAUCUUCUGCAGUCGGAAAUAGGAGAUUAUGAUGAAACCCUGGAUCGAGAGCACCUCAAAGCCAACGAGUACUUGCCCAGCCAGGCGCGCUCUGUUGAGAAAGUACUAGAAUUCCAUCGGAAGCACACAGGCCAGACGCCCGCUGAGUCUGAUUUCCAGGUGCUUGAAAUUGCUCGCAAGUUGGAAAUGUACGGCAUCAGAUUUCACACAGCUUCUGACAGGGAGGGAACCAAGAUUAACCUGUCAGUUUCCCACAUGGGUGUCCUUGUGUUCCAGGGCACCACCAAAAUCAACACUUUCAAUUGGUCCAAGGUCCGUAAACUGAGCUUCAAGAGGAAAAGGUUUCUUAUCAAACUCCACCCAGAGGUCCAUGGACCUUACCAGGACACCUUGGAAUUUUUGUUGGGUAGUAGAGAUGAAUGUAAGAACUUCUGGAAGAUUUGUGUGGAGUAUCACACCUUUUUUAGACUUUUUGAUCAACCUAAGCCAAAAGCAAAAGCCAUCUUCUUCAGUCGGGGGUCCUCCUUCAGAUACAGUGGAAGAACUCAGAAACAACUAGUAGAUUGUGUCAAGGAGGGUGGGAUGAAGAGAGCUCCAUACGAAAGAAAGCACAGCAAGACUCGGAUAUCUAUCCAUGCUCUGACUGCGGACCAGCCAAAACAGACCAUCUCAUUCACUGAGGGAUGGAGGACUUCUGCCUCCCCGUCUUCAGCAAAUGCCUCCUCUUAUCUGCUCCCUACCUCCGCUUUGACCACCCCUGGCCUGCUCGACUUCAAGGACAGCAGCGGCUCCCUUGUGGAUUCCCAGGUUUCCUAUGUCAAGAGUCCAGCUGCAGAGAGGAGCAGCAGAGCAGCGGCUGAAGGCCCUGACACGCAAUCGGCCCAGACCUCUGGGCCCCCCACGCUCCAGCCUGUUCCAGGCCUUUCCGGGAAUAGUCCUCAGCCUUCUCCCUCCAGCCGGAAGAGCCCCCUGAGCCCUGCAUUUCAGGUGACUCUGGGCCCAGCUGAGCAGGGCUCAUCCCCUCUCCUGAGCCCUGUCCUUAGUGAUGCUGGUGGAGCCAGGAUGGACGACGAGCCGCUGAAACACAAGAGAUUGGUGAGGACCAGCAAUAUUCGAAAGCGCAUGCCGGCAGACGAGGCCUAUUUCAUAGCAAAGGAGAUUCUCGCUACAGAACGAACAUACCUGAAGGAUUUAGAAGUUAUUACCGUGUGGUUCCGCAGUGCGGUGGUCAAGGAGGAUGCCAUGCCUGCAGCCCUGAUGAACCUGCUCUUCUCCAGCAUCGAUCCUGUCUACGAGUUCCACAGAGGUUUCCUGCGUGAGGUGGAACAGAGGCUGGCACGCUGGGAAGAGCCCUCCAAUGCUCUUACAAAAGGGAAUCAUCAACGAAUUGGGGACAUCCUGCUCAGAAACAUGUGUCAGUUAAAGGAGUUUACCAUUUACUUCCAAAGACAUGAUGAGGUCCUGACAGAACUGGAAAAAGCCACCAAACGCUUUAAGAAGCUAGAGGCAGUGUACAAAGAGUUUGAGCUCCAGAAAGUCUGCUACUUGCCUCUCAACACGUUCCUGCUGAAGCCCAUCCAGCGGCUGGUACACUAUCGCCUGCUGCUGAGCCGGCUGUGUGGGCACUACUCACCGGGGCACCGUGACUAUGCUGACUGCCACGGUGCCCUGAGGGCCAUCACAGAGGUGACCUCCACACUCCAGCACAGCCUUGUCCGGCUGGAGAACCUCCAGAAGCUGACGGAGCUGCAGCGGGACCUGGUCGGCAUAGAGAACCUCAUCACUCCUGGCAGGGAAUUUAUCCGUGAGGGCUGCCUUCACAAGCUCACCAAGAAGGGCCUGCAGCAGAGGAUGUUCUUUCUGUUCUCAGAUAUGUUGCUGUAUACAAGCAAAGGUGUCACAGGAACCAGCCACUUCCGGAUCCGGGGCCUCCUUCCGCUCCGGGGCAUGCUGCUGAUAGUGCUGGACCCACCGGUAGAAGAAAGCGAGAAUGAGUGGUCCGUUCCGCACUGUUUCACCAUUUAUGCCGCUCAGAAAACAAUCGUGGUGGCAGCCAGCACGCGGCUGGAAAAGGACAAGUGGAUGCUCGACCUGAACUCCGCGAUCCGAGCAGCCGAGCGCAGCGGGGAAACGUCCCUGGAGCUGCCAGGCAGCACAGUGUGCACUCGUCCCCCCAGAUCCUCCGACGAGAUCUCUCUGGAACAGGAGUCGGAAGAAGAUGCUCGGGGCGCCCGUGGUACCUUGGAGGGGCAGGGCCAGCACCGGGCCAACACCACGAUGCAUGUGUGCUGGUACCGGAACACCAGUGUGUCCAGGGCUGACCACAGUGCAGCUGUCGAGAACCAGCUUUCAGGAUACCUGCUGAGAAAGUUCAAAAACAGCAACGGCUGGCAAAAGCUCUGGGUGGUCUUUACCAACUUCUGCUUGUUCUUCUACAAAACUCAUCAGGAUGACUACCCCCUGGCCAGCCUCCCACUGCUGGGCUACAGUGUGAGUGUUCCCAAGCAGGCCGAUGGCAUCCACAAAGACUAUGUUUUCAAGCUCCAGUUCAAAUCCCACGUCUACUUCUUCCGAGCCGAGAGCAAGUACACAUUUGAAAGGUGGAUGGAGGUGAUCGAGAGGGCCAGCAGCUCGCCCGGGAGGCCCCCGAGCCUGGUACAGGACUGUCCACGUCCGUCUGCAGGGCUGGAGGGGACGGCCAGGGGGAAGGAGGAGUGAAGCUCACCCUGCACAGAGAACACAUCACAGAGAACUGUGGAUGUGAUGGCAGCUGUCGUCCUCAGGCUGAGCUGAGGAACCAGCACCGUCACUUAUCCUGAGUCCUCCCGACGGACUGGAGGCAGCUGUGGCCUCGCCGGGUUCCCAUCGGUACUGACAGUGUGGGUGGGCCUCACAGUGACAUCUGUGGAGGGCUUUGUCCCCGUCAAGGCCCAGCACAGGCCUGUGGCCAUUUGGUGCACCAGGAAGGACACACCGGCCCCUGGCUCAAAGGCUGUGGGCAGGGCCUGGGUGCCCUGCUGAGGACUGGCCUAGAAGAAGUGGGGCAGGCAGCCCCUGCCCACAGGUCCCCUCAGACCACAGCUGCCCUCAGGCCCAGGGCAGGCACUCCUGCUGCCUGGGAGGGGCUGAGGAUCCCAAGUUGCCAAGCAGUCCUGCCCUUCAGUCUGGGUGAACCAAGUGGCAGCCUGGGGUUGGGGCACAAGGACAGUGGGACUUCUGAUGGGACCACGGUCAAGGCCUGGCCUGCAUGUCACAGCUAAAUGAGUCCAGCAGCAGGUGCUCUGGUUCCACCCCCCAUACCUCUGAUAAAGCAGAAACCAAAGUCCCCCUGCGGCCCUGGGAUGGUGAGGGCCUCUAAUUUAUGAGCACCCCAGCGUUCCUUACCAAUUGGGAGCAGACACGUGACUCCUCUUUGUUCACAUGUGUGAUUGAUUAAACAUAACGUU
Cynocephalus volans (Philippine flying lemur) is the source of this 4198-nucleotide messenger RNA. It is a transcript of the gene FARP2, whose product is annotated as FERM, ARH/RhoGEF and pleckstrin domain protein 2. NCBI's taxonomy places the organism in Eukaryota, Metazoa, Chordata, Mammalia, Dermoptera, Cynocephalidae. The record is from RefSeq and is a predicted model, not a curated record. Gene Ontology annotation, cellular component: cytoskeleton. Gene Ontology annotation, molecular function: guanyl-nucleotide exchange factor activity; cytoskeletal protein binding. Bases 258 to 3470 code for a protein of 1070 amino acids. The transcript is spliced from 29 exons.